UAGUCACAACGAAUUCCUGUCGUUUAUUGUGAAUGGUAUUACAUAUGUCGUUUUUCGCCUGAAAUGCGACUAUGUUUAAAAUCUAUUACAUUUUUUGGUAUUAUGUAUGCCGUUUUUUAACGAGAAAUUCGACAGAAACAGUCGUAGAGAAUUUUUCAAGUGACAAGAUUAAAAAUUACAAAAACUGAAUAAAAAUAAUUAGAAAAAUGAAUAACAGCAAAACGAUAAAGAAAACGACACCAAAACAAUUUGAAGCUCUUGUGGAUUUUAUGUGUCAAAACCCAAAUAUAGCUAAAGGAUACCAUAAAAACACAGACAAGUUGUCCAUUAAAGAGCAGUGGAAUAAUUUGCAAAGGAAGCUGAAUAGUUUAGGCCCUCCCACACGUGAGGCUGAAGGUUGGAUGAAGGUAUGGGCAGAUAUGAAGAGCAGCGUUAAGAAGAAAAUCGUGCACAAUAAGAUGGAAAGCCGUGCAACUGGUGGAGGCAUUUUCAACCAGAAGUUGUUGACACCUUUGGAGGAGGCAGUAGCAGGACUACUGCAAAUCAAUUCUAUUGUAAGUCCAGAAUGCCCAUCCAUCGGUGUUCAAAGCUCGCCGGUAAACCUGAUUCAAGAAAUUUUGGAGGACGAAGUUGAUGGACACGUCAGCGAGGACAAUGUAGAAGUGGAUAUCCAACCCAAUACUUCCACUCGAAAAAGGAAGCAACGAACUGUGGACAAAAAUGUACUUCUGGAUCAACAGCUUAAAAUUCAGACAAGUUUAUAUGAAGAAGUAAAAAAGAGUUUUAUUUUACUUUUUUACUUUUUAUUACGAAACGUUUAA
Stomoxys calcitrans (stable fly) is the source of this 821-nucleotide messenger RNA. RefSeq lists its product as uncharacterized. NCBI's taxonomy places the organism in Eukaryota, Metazoa, Arthropoda, Insecta, Diptera, Muscidae. The record is from RefSeq and is a predicted model, not a curated record. Gene Ontology annotation, cellular component: nucleus. The coding region runs from base 207 to 821 and encodes 204 amino acids. The transcript is spliced from 2 exons.